Messenger RNA from Chroicocephalus ridibundus (black-headed gull), 1670 nucleotides. It is a transcript of the gene TMEM119, whose product is annotated as transmembrane protein 119. The coding region runs from base 139 to 912 and encodes 257 amino acids. The transcript is spliced from 2 exons. The record is from RefSeq and is a predicted model, not a curated record. Gene Ontology annotation, biological process: positive regulation of osteoblast proliferation; ossification; positive regulation of bone mineralization. NCBI's taxonomy places the organism in Eukaryota, Metazoa, Chordata, Aves, Charadriiformes, Laridae. Gene Ontology annotation, cellular component: plasma membrane.
AGGAGGAGGCUCCAUCCCAGCAGGCGGCAGAAAGGGGCGCGAGGAGGCGAGGUGUGCGGGACAGACCCCAUCCUCCCGGCUCCCUCCCGCCGACGCGGCGGCUGCAGGCGAGGCCGCUGUGCACGAGCCCCAGGGGAGAUGGCGGUGCGGCCGGCGAUGGGUGCGUGGCUGCUGAUGUUGCUGCUGAUGGUGGCGGCCACCCUGGCGCGCUCGGCGGCGCCCCGGCACGCCGCGGUGCUGCCCGACGGCGGGGGCAGCGGGGACGGCGAGGAGGUCUCGGCCGCGCCGCCCGUCCGCCGCGUGACACCCGGGACCGGCCCGACGGUGGGGGACGCGGCGGGGACCACCGUCACCAACAGCUCGGCGCCGGGCGGUGUGCUGGACGGGCUGGUGGACUUCUUCAAGGAGUACAUGCUGCUGGUGGUGGUGGUGGGCUCGCUGGCCUUCGUCCUCCUCUUCAUCAUCUGCGCCGCCGUCAUCGUCCGGCAGAAGCACAAGGCAUCCGCCUACUACCCCUCCUCCUUCCCCAAGAAGAAGUACGUGGACGAGCGGGACAAAGUGGGGGGGGCCCGGGCUUUCAGUGAGGUGCCGGAGAAAGCCCCCGACCCCGGCGCCGAGGAGCCCCUCGAUGGUGGGCGGCAGCUGCAGGCAGACAUCCUCGCCGCCGCCCAGAACCUCAAAUCCCCCCCCAAGGCGUCGCUGGCCAACGGAGCCCGGGGGGAGCAGAAACCUCCCCCCGAGGAGGAGGAGGAGGAGAAGGAGAAGGAGGAGGAGGAAGGAAGCCAGAAGUCGGGUGAUGAGCAACCCACUGAGCCCCCUCCCCAAAAUCCGAGCGGCGAGGAAGCGGCGGGUGCAACGGGAGCAGCCCCCAGUGCAGCCCAGGACGGCCCCACGGCCCCCCCCGGCGUCUAGGGCAGGGUCGUGGUCCUGGGCGAGCCCAAGGAGCCGCCGGCUCAGGAGGAGGACGCCCUGCAGACACGCGAUGGACAUGGCGGUUGUUGCUCCAUACGUACGUGGCGGCUCAAGGAAGCCCCGAUGAAGCCCCCCCUGCCCCCUCCCCGCCCCCUCCAGGGCCCACUGCCCCUCACACCGGUGGGAUGCUGUGGCAAAGCCAUGGGGGUUUUUUUCGGCAGAUGGUGUUUUUGGGGCGGUGCUGGAGUCCCAUCAGCCCCGUGGCUCCAAAGGGAUUUGUCCACCCCCAGGCACUCUGUGGGCGCUCCCUUCCCAGCUCCGGCUAUGUCGGUGUGUCCCCCCCCCCCCGCCGCCCCGUGCCGUGCCCAGCACUCCUUGCCCUCCGCCACACACCGCCAGCUUUCUCCCAAAUGUAAUUUUACUAAUUAGCAGCGUCUUGGCCCCUGCCGGGCACCCGUCCGGGAGCUGCAUCCUCCGGGCAGAGGCACGGCGCUGCAGCCGGGGGUCUGUGCAGCCACCCCCCACCCCGCCACGGGGAGUGGGACAGGGGCUGGCGGCCACCUUGGGCACCUUUCUGAUCACUGGGACCACCGAGGAAAGGAGGACGGGGAUUUAGGGGAUUUAGUCGCAAGGACCCGUCCUCUCAAUUUGCUGCCCCAAAGCCAUGACCCAGAGCCCAGCUGGACUUUUUUUUUGCCUUAUUUUCUGAACCCCUUCAGCUCGUAAUAAAGACUUUUCCUCCGCAGAUCUCCUCUCCU